This is a messenger RNA of Pyricularia pennisetigena, 345 nucleotides long. RefSeq lists its product as uncharacterized. Lineage: Eukaryota; Fungi; Ascomycota; Sordariomycetes; Magnaporthales; Pyriculariaceae. Gene Ontology annotation, cellular component: respiratory chain complex IV; mitochondrial intermembrane space; mitochondrion. Bases 1 to 345 code for a protein of 114 amino acids. Gene Ontology annotation, biological process: mitochondrial respiratory chain complex IV assembly. The record is from RefSeq and is a predicted model, not a curated record. The transcript has 2 exons.
AUGGCCCUCCUCGGCCUGUUCAAGUCGGAGGAUGAGAAGCGCGCCGACGAGCUGCGCCAGGGCACCGCCGUCCCCAAGCGCGCCGAGCGCCAGCGCUGCUGGGACUCGCGCGACAAGUACUUUGCUUGCCUGGAUAAGGCCGGCAUCAUCGACGCCCUCAAGGACGAAAAGGCCGCAGCCAAGGCGUGCAAGGCUGAGAGCAACGAGUUUGAGCAAAAUUGCGCGGCGCAAUGGGUGACACAUUUCAAAAAGUACAGACUGGCAAACUACCAAAAGGAGCAGAGGUUAAAGGCCCUCGAGGCGCAGGGGGCCGUCAAGAUGGACUCCCAAGUCAACUUUAAGUAG